Messenger RNA from Odocoileus virginianus texanus, 789 nucleotides. RefSeq names its product phospholipase A2, membrane associated-like. Lineage: Eukaryota; Metazoa; Chordata; Mammalia; Artiodactyla; Cervidae. Gene Ontology annotation, molecular function: phospholipid binding; calcium ion binding. Gene Ontology annotation, biological process: lipid catabolic process; arachidonate secretion; phospholipid metabolic process. The record is from RefSeq and is a predicted model, not a curated record.
UGUCACUUCCAGGUCCUAACCCUCAGCAUGAAGACCCUCCUGCUGCUGGCAGUGACCAUGGCCAUCGGCCUGCUGCAGGUCCAUGGAACUAUGGCAGAUUUCCAGAAAAUGAUCAAGUUCACGACAGGAAAGGAACCUCUGACUUCUUACGGCUUCUAUGGCUGCCACUGUGGUGCGGGUAGCAGAGGAACCCCCAAGGAUGCAACAGAUUGGUGUUGCAGGGCCCAUGACUGUUGCUACGAAAACCUAAAAAAACGCGGAUGCCGCACCACCUUCCAGAGCUACAACUUUAUUUUCCAACGGGGCCAAAUCGUUUGUGGUGAUCAGGACUUCUGUAAGCGUCGACUGUGUCAAUGUGAUAAAACAGCUGCCGAUUGUUUAGAUAGAAACCGGAGGACCUACAAUAAAAAUCUCCAAUACUACAACAACCUUCUGUGCUUUGGGAGUGCCCCCAAGUGCUGAAAGGCCCUCACCCUGGAAGCCCUGCCAACCAAUGCCGAGUUUCCUUCUCAGCACCCCACUUCCUACACUAGCCACGUUCUCCAGCAAAUGAUGGAAAACCUCUUGCCCACCCUAGAAACCAGCCAGGAGCCCUUCUCCUCCCCAGACUGAAGCUUUCUAUCCAGAAUGAGAAGCUCAAGGUUCUGGCAUGUAUGCUGGCUCCUUCCCCCUGCUUCCUUGGGCAGCCAGAGACUUUUUCCCAACUCCUACUCUUGAAUCAAGUCCAGCGUCAUGUUUAACUGUAGCAGCUACUUUCCUGGUUGGCUCUUCUCAAUAAAGCAAUUCAUU